AAAAAAACGCAACUUAAUUCCUCGUGUUCAAAUUUGAAUCAAGGUCAUUAAACGCCAACCAUACAUUUUGUUGAGUUUAGAAUAUUAACCAAAAAUUUCCAUGCUAGGCUAUAUGUAUGCCAAUUCGUGUUUAACCAAAUAACCAUCAUACAAUAUAAAUCAUCAGCUUCUUUAGCCAAUAAUUAAACUUUUAAUCCUAAAACCAUUUGACUAUUCAAGAUCAUUAUGGGUGUUACAACUUUUAACCAAGAGUUUCAAUCCCCUAUAGCACCAAUUCGUUUGUUCAAAGCUUUAAUUGUGGAUUCAAAAUCUCUUAUACCAAAACUAUUGCCUCAAUUUGUUGAGAGUGUUGGUUUGUUACAAGGAGAUGGUGGAGCUGGAAGUAUUGAACAAGUGAACUUCACAAAAGGUAGUCCAUUUGAGUUUGUGAAACAUAGAAUAGAUGAACUAGACAAAGAAAACAUGGUGUGCAUAUACACAAUGAUUGAAGGGGAUGCAUUGGGAGAAAAGCUGGACUCUAUUUCUUAUGAGAUUAAAUUUGAAGAGUCCAAUCAAGGCUGCAUUUGCAAGAUGACAACUAAUUAUCAUGGAAUUGGUGAAUUUGUUGUCAAAGAAGAAGAUAUUAAAGCUGGCAAAGAUAGUGCUAUUGGCAUAUAUAAAACAGUUGAAGCACACCUCAUUCAAAAUCCAAAUCUUUAUGCUUAAAUUUGCCUUGUGUUAAAAUGAAGAUUGAAGCCUAUGGUUUUGUUUUCUUCUUUAAUAGUUUUUUUAAUCACUUCACCCAUGGUAUAAUAAAAAGACAUUUAUUUGUUGUUAAAGACAUGUAACAGACCAACCAUGAUAUGACAAAUUGCAUUCAAUUGAUGUAAUUAGUUAAAUGUUUAUGUUGGGAUAAAUUCAGCCCACAAUACACUUUUAACAUGGUGUAACAUAGUCUGAUUUGAACCAGGGUCGUGUAAUAUAUAUUCUUCAAAGGCAUCACCAUUAAGAGUAUCCCUACACUUUAUAUAUAAUAUUUCUUUUCUUUUCAA
Messenger RNA from Lycium barbarum (goji berry), 1031 nucleotides. Its product is annotated as major strawberry allergen Fra a 1-3-like. Gene Ontology annotation, cellular component: nucleus; cytoplasm. The transcript has 2 exons. Gene Ontology annotation, biological process: defense response; abscisic acid-activated signaling pathway. Gene Ontology annotation, molecular function: signaling receptor activity; protein phosphatase inhibitor activity; abscisic acid binding. Bases 226 to 705 code for a protein of 159 amino acids. The record is from RefSeq and is a predicted model, not a curated record. Lineage: Eukaryota; Viridiplantae; Streptophyta; Magnoliopsida; Solanales; Solanaceae.